Molecule: messenger RNA, 1035 nt
Organism: Chlorella variabilis
Lineage: Eukaryota; Viridiplantae; Chlorophyta; Trebouxiophyceae; Chlorellales; Chlorellaceae
Exons: 4
Coding region: 1-1035 (344 amino acids)
Source: RefSeq, a predicted model, not a curated record
AUGGCGCAGCUGUUUGAGAAAGUGGAGUUGCGAGGAGAAGAGGAUCUGCUGAAGAUACAGCAGCUGCUGGAUGAGGCGCUGGAUCGGCGGGUGCAGGAGGCGGGCGAUGCGCUGACGGAGCAGGACCGGGAGGAGUUGCGUGGCACCAGCGCCAUCUUUGUGGAGCAGCUGCGCCAGUUUGUGGUGUUUGCAGAUGAGGGCGGCCCAUGCGACACGCAGCGCACGCAGCUGACGCCGCCGGGCGCGUCGCUGGCGAUGAAAUCGCCGCUGCUCAAGCCGCUGUCGCCGCCGCCGGCCGACGCCGAGGUGCAGCAGCUGGAGGCAGAGGUGACGGCUGCCUCGCUGCGGGUGGCUGAGCUGCGCACCGGCAUGCAGUCGCGGCUGCAGGGCAUGCUGGCUGCCAAGCUGGCGGCAUGCCGGCCGACCGCUGAGCUGGAGGCGGAGGCGGCGGCAGGGCAGCCGCAGGGCAUGGAAGUUGCGGGCGGCGAGUCGGAGCAGGCACGGCAGCAGGAUGGAGCUGGCCCGGCGGAGGGGGAGCAGCAGCAGCUGCGAGACGGGGCUGGAGCGGCCUCGCAGGCGGCGGAGGAGCCUGCAGCGGGGCAGGGCGAGGGCGGGCAGCAGGCGGAGGCGAUGGACAGCGACGGCGGCGAGGCGCCUGCGGCGGCGCAGCCUGCGCCCGCCAUCCCGCUGUCGCCGCAGCCGCAGGAGCUGCAGCAGCGGCUGCUGCAGGCUGCCAACCGCAUGCCGGCGCUGCGGGCGCGGCUGGAGCAGGCGGCCGACAAGCUGCAGCGGGUGGUGGCGGCCGUGGCUGCCGACAUCAACCGCCCGCCGCCAAACACGGUGGAGAGGGCGGUGCUGGGCAAGACGCCUGGCAGGCCGGCUGAGGCGGCGGCGGCGGAGGUGGGGGCAGCAGAGGAGAAUGAGCCGGGUGUGAGCCCGCUGGUCAAGCAGGCGCUGGAGUCUGGCCAGAUCAGCACGCGGCGGCGCGUGGCCCGCGACGUGCAGCCCGUGCCGUACAACAGCCAGCCGGAGUGA